AUGGAUGAGCCAUCAGGAAAUGGGGAUCCCUGCUUGAGUUACCAAGGCAGGAAGAAGGACCCACCCACCAACAAAUAUCAUAUUGAAAAUUUAAAGGGCAGUUUAGAAGGCCUAUUGAACGAUGGGAAUUGCCUGUCCGAGUUGGAGACACUAAAAGAAUCCCUAACCAAGCUGGAGUUAUACUCAGAGAGGAAUAAUGCGGACCUGCCCUUCAAUGUUGGAAUCACGGAGCGAACCAGCAGUGCCUACAAUGACAGAACAUGCGCGCAGCUGAGGAGGGAACUCCUAAAACAGAAGAACCUAAAUUGGUGCCUGUCUCUGAAGGUGCGAAGUAUACACAUGAAGCUAAACAGCCUGUACGCCAAAAAGGAUCAACUCGAAAGGAGUGUGCAAAAUAGGAUAAAAAAAAUGGAGUUGCAGUUCCUCCCUGAGGGAAGCAAGCAAGGCGAUUUGCAGGAUCAGAGUACUGCAGAAAAGGAAGGCCACCGAGGAGACCCAACAAAUGAGGAGACCCUAAAUGAAGAAAAAAAAACAGUGGAGGAAUUAAAAAGAAUGCUAGUAAAACAUGAAAUGCAUGUACAGGCAAGUGAAGUUGAGAAGGUCAAAUCUGAAUUAGAACUGAAGACCUGUAAGGACAAGUUAAAUGAAGAAAUUGAACGGAAUGAAAAUUUAUACAAGAAGAUUAAAAAUUACCAAGAUCAUUUGGAGAGAGUAAAAAAGGAGGAAGAAAAAUGUAUGGAUGAACUGGAUGAACUUAGGGUUCAGCUGCAAAAGUUUCGAAGUGAAAAUAGCCAAGUGGAGGAGAAGAACAAACUUCUGCAAGAGGAGAAGGUCAGAUUAGCACAAGCGAAUAAUGUGUUGAAGACAAGGCUGCAAUCUGUGCAGGCGUGCUUAACCGAGUUAAGAAACAAGGAGCGCGCCUUCGCCAGCUGUUCGCGGAAGAUAAUGAGUGUCGUUACAUUUCUGCGGGAGAGUGGCAAAGGGGGGGGGUUUGCGCUUGGGGGGAAGUAUGGCGGUGGGUUGUGCGACACGUUGAGAGAUACAAUGGACGAAUCGUUAGGGUACGCAUGGGGGGUAAGCGUGGAUGAGGCAGAGGGUCCUCCCCCCCUGGAUAAUGUUCUGACAACCCCCCUGCGCGGAAACACCACCUUUGCGCAGACGGAGCUGCAACUGGAUGCCAUUUGGACCUCCAUCCGGGCGUUGGUCGGGGUGAAGAGGGAAUUCGAGGGCCAAAAGGACGAACUGGAGAGAGCGCGAGCCGAGGUGCACGCCGCGAAGAAGGAGCUCGAAAGGAAGAGGAGGAGCUACGAAGAAGUUAAGCAACAAAUAGGAGAGCUGCAAACAAGGCAGCAACGGAAUGAGGAAGAAGUUACUAGCGCGAAGGAAAAGGACGAGAAAACGAUUAUGCAGUUAAGACAAACAUUGCAGGAGGAAACCAAGCUUACAAACAAGUACAAAAACAGAAAUGAAUACAACCUGAUGAGAAUUAGACGAUUGAAGAGGAGAGAAAGCAAAAUGUUUUUUCAAAUUAAUCAGUUGAAGAGGUAUGUAGAGGAGAAUAAGUCCAUGUUGGACAGAGCAAAUGAAAUGAGUAGCAAUAAAAUUAAACAUAUGAAGCAGAGGAACAAAGAGUUGAUUACGAACCUAGAUGAUAUACACAUGCAGUUGCAAAGAUGUGUAGGUCAAGUAAACACAGCUAGUAAAAAUAUGAAAGUGAUGGAGAGAGAGAAGCAAAAGGUUACUCAACAAAUGCAUAUGCUUAAAAAUGAAAAUGGAGAGCUAGCCAAAGAAUUACAAACAUGUAGAAACAAAAACGAAGCAAUGAAAAUGAAGGUGUACACAUUGAAUAGCAGAAUGAGUAAAAUAAAAGAAAAAAUGAAAUGCGCUAAUAUAAGAUUCACAAAGGCACUGAAACAUCAUAGCAAGUACAACAGGAGUUAUAAGGAGGGACUGUGUCGGAAGAAUGAAUACCUCGAAGAGAUGGAGAGCAAGCAGAAGGAACUACAAGAAGAAUUAAAGGAGAAGGAAAAGACCAUUGAGAAAAAUGAUCAAUGCAUACAGAAAUUAGAAGAAGCAAUUAAAAUGUACGAAAAGCAGAAGGAAAUGCUAAGUGAAGAAAUAAAAAAAAAAAAUUUAUUAAUUGCAAGUAAAGAGGAAAAAAUCGACAUGCUUAGUACUAUAGAAAAUGAUUUGCUAAAGGAAGGAAAAGUCAGCCAAAUGAAGCUGAUCGAACGGGACAAGGAAAUAGAAGGUCACCUCGUGCAGUUGAAAAAAAUAAAAGUGGAAAAUGUAAAGUUAAAUGAAAUGGUUAAUAAAGUAAAGAAGGAAUUGAUAAACUCAGAGCUGAGAUGUAAAAUGGCCUACAGAGAUAUGGACAAAUUGAAAAAGGAAAAAAAAAAAAUAAUAAUAAGUCUGCAGAACGACUUAGAGGAGAAGGAAAAGUGCCUCCAAAUUACAGACGAGCGAUUCGAAAAAAUCAGACGUGAAAGGGAGGAUGGACAGUAUACCUUCCAACACGAAUUGAAGGUUUUGCAAAACCAGGUGGAAGAACUAACAAGAGAAAAGGAAACGUUUCGGGGACAAGUGCAGCAACUGAAUAAUGACCUACAACAAUCUCAACAACAGGUUAAGGAAGAAAUUAGAAUGAAUGAGGAGGGGAAGAAACAAAACGAAAGUCUCCUCAACCAAGUGAAUGAAUAUAAGAAGAAGAUAAAUAAACAGGAGGAAGAAAUAAAGACGCUUCGAAAUGUACAACACACUUCUGAACGGAAAAUAAUGGAAGAGUGUAACCAUAAUGAGGAGACACUAAAGCAGCGCUUUGAAGAGGAGAAACAAAAUUUGAAGGUCCACUUUGAGGCACUAAUUAAGACACAGAAGGAGGCACAUCAGGAACAAAUAAAAAUGAUGGUUAUUCAGAAGGAGAAAGAAAUGGAAGCUUUGUCCAAAGAAAUGCAAGCGGAGAAAGAGCGAUGUCAGAGAGACGUAGAAUCAAUGACGGAGAGACACAAGAAAGUGGUCACACAAAUGAAGGAAGAAAGACAAAAGGAAAUUAACCAAAUGAAAGAUAUUUGCGAACAGAGCCGGAAAGCAGAACUGCUCAAAAUUGAACAGGAAAAAAAUUUGCUGAGUAAAAUUGAUGAGUGCACCUCCCUGCUGAGGGAGAAGGAUGAAGAAUUCCGGUCCGCCAUACGGCAGUAUGACCAGAAGCUACAAGAUCAAAAUAGGGAAAUGGAAAAAUUGGUGAACGAGUGUGAACUGAAGCUCAGGGAGGCACGCGUGGCCAGGCGAGGAGGUACCAGUGCAAGCGCCGCGGAGGAGGAGGUCUCCAACAUGGGCAGUGGGGCGAAUCCUGCUCAGGACAUACACUCUGCCACGAUUGCGCAGCUGGAGGAAAAUUUGCGCGGAAGCGAAACGAAGAUUUGUCAACUCGAGAAGGAGCUGUUCGACUCGAGGCGAGAGUUGGCCGAGUUGGCUCAGAAGAACCGCGACCUCGCAGACGGAAAAGCGGAGGCAGACAAGGAGGUUGCCAAUUUGGUGGCGGAAAAUGAGAAGCUGAAGGAAGAGAUGCAGAGAGCCACCUCCCCCCUGAGUGCUCCCCCCUUGGACGGUUCUCCCCUACUUACCAUUUUGCCCUUUCUUGGGGGUGACAGUGCACCGGCCGCGCCGGAGGAAGAACCCUUGCCAGUGGUGGCAAAGAAAAAAAAAAAGAAGCAUAAGAAAGGCACCUCCGGAAAGGAGCGUCAUGAAACGGAAGAGAAUUGCGACGAGGAAAGUAACAUGAAGGAGGAGACGGAGGAGGGAAAGAAGACUGUUCACAAGAAGAACAAGAAGUCGGCGAGGAGGAAAAAAGGAAAAGACAUAAGUUGUUCGGAAGAUAGGCAUGAUGAGGAAGAUGCGGGCGAUGGAAACCUUCGCGACAAUGAGGACACACGAGACGACACUGAGGAAGGGGACGCACUCCUCGACGCAGACACAAAUAACGUAUCCCCCAGUCUAAUCUCAACAAACGAGCAAAACUGCUACGUAUUCCUAAACACCAUAAGCGUGAAAUUGGAUGAAAUUGUGGACAAGCUCAAAGCCAAGGAAGACCCCCUGCUCAUAAAUGAUGCGCUGAAUAAGAUAAAUCUGGCCAUCACGACGUGGAAUUUGUUUGCUGACCCGAACGCGCCAACUGCGGAGGAGGCGGAUGGGGAGACCGCACCGGAUGGAGAAGUCCUCUUAGAUGAGGAGACCCUACCGGAUGGUGAAGCCGCACAGACUGGCGAGACAGAACCGACCGAUGAAGGGAUAGGUAAGGGGCACUUGUCCGAUGAGCGGUACGAAGCUCUUAAGAGAGAAGUCGCAGAAAAGGUGGAGCUCAUUCGCCAGAUGGUGUGA
Plasmodium fragile is the source of this 4377-nucleotide messenger RNA. RefSeq lists its product as uncharacterized. The transcript is spliced from 7 exons. The coding region runs from base 1 to 4377 and encodes 1458 amino acids. NCBI's taxonomy places the organism in Eukaryota, Apicomplexa, Aconoidasida, Haemosporida, Plasmodiidae. The record is from RefSeq and is a predicted model, not a curated record.